UUUUUACAUUCUGUUCUUCAUAUUAUAACCCUUCAUCCAUCUCAUCAAACCUUAUCACCUCUCUUUCCUUCAUCAUCUUCUUUCCAUAUAUAUAUUUCUCAUCAACUUUGUUUUUCUUACACUGCAUCCAUUAUGCUUUCUUUCCAUCACUUUUAUAAACAAAAGGGUCUUUCUUUCUUCCAAGUUGAGAAGAUCAACUUCACAAAUCACAAGGGUUUCUUUCUUCUCCUGGAGGGAGUGGGUGGAUUUUGUUGUUUUUCAUAUAUAGGCAAAGAAAGAGAGGAACCAGCCACUGACACAUACAUAGAUACAUACAAACAAAAACACUGAUGAAGGAAAAGUGUUAUAACUUAACCUGCCCUUUCAUAAAAGGGGCUACAACUGCACCGUCUCCAAAUCUUGUUCAUUAUCUUAGAUCUUGCUCAUCAUUUUCAUCUCAAACUAAAACAAUAGAUAUAUGAUGUUUCUCUACCCUAUUUAGCUACAUGCCUAUUAUAUACAUACCACACAACUUCUCUCGUAUAUCAUAUGCACAUUCUUUAAUUUUCAAGAAGAGUUGAAGAAUAUGGGGAGGGGAAAGAUUGAAAUCAAAAGGAUUGAGAACACCACAAAUCGGCAGGUAACGUUCUGCAAGAGAAGAAACGGGCUUUUGAAGAAAGCUUAUGAGUUAUCAGUGCUGUGCGAUGCAGAAGUUGCUCUCAUUGUCUUCUCCAGCCGUGGGAGACUCUAUGAGUAUUCAAACAACAACAUUAGAUCAACAAUUGAGAGAUACAAAAAGGCAUGUUCAGAUCAUUCGAGUACCAGCACUACCACUGAAAUCAAUGCUCAGUAUUAUCAACAAGAAUCCGCAAAGCUGAGACAGCAAAUACAGAUGCUGCAAAAUUCAAACAGGCACUUGAUGGGUGAUGCUUUAAGCACACUGACUGUGAAGGAACUUAAACAAUUGGAGAAUAGACUUGAAAGAGGAAUCACUAGAAUCAGAUCUAAGAAACAUGAGAUGCUACUGGCAGAAAUCGAAUACUUUCAGAAAAGGGAGAUUGAACUGGAAAAUGAAAAUCUUUGUCUUCGGACUAAGAUAACUGACGUUGAGAGGAUUCAGCAAGUAAACAUGGUUUCUGGACCAGAGCUGAAUGCUAUUCAGGCAUUAGCUUCUCGUAACUUCUUCAAUCCAAACAUGAUGGAGGGUGGAUCUGUUUACCCUCAGUCAGAUAAGAAGAUUCUUCAUCUUGGGUGAUGAAUAUGUAAUAAUAUUAGCCAACUACCUAUCCAAUUAGCCAGCGGCUAAAUGCAUUAUUACUACUCUUUCGAUUGCUCAUUAGACCAAGUCAUCUCUUAC
This is a messenger RNA of Vigna radiata var. radiata (mung bean), 1336 nucleotides long. RefSeq names its product agamous-like MADS-box protein AGL11. Gene Ontology annotation, molecular function: RNA polymerase II cis-regulatory region sequence-specific DNA binding; protein dimerization activity; DNA-binding transcription factor activity, RNA polymerase II-specific. The coding region runs from base 566 to 1234 and encodes 222 amino acids. The transcript has 9 exons. The record is from RefSeq and is a predicted model, not a curated record. Lineage: Eukaryota; Viridiplantae; Streptophyta; Magnoliopsida; Fabales; Fabaceae. Gene Ontology annotation, biological process: positive regulation of transcription by RNA polymerase II. Gene Ontology annotation, cellular component: nucleus.